UUGCAAAUAAUUUAGUUGAACUAUCAGAAAUGAAAUAUACUUCUAGAUGCUAAGUGGAUUGGCCAAUAUGAAACCUGAAACCAAAACUGAAAAAAUGAAUUACAUUGUGAAUUACUUUGAAUUUUUAGAAUCAACCUCUAUCCUAUUUGAAUACUAUGAAUUUUUUGGAUUGUUUGAUUGUUAUCACUUGAUUUAUGAAUGUUACUGUAGAUUAAAAGCACUGAUAAAUAAUAUAUUGUCUCUGAAAUAAAUGAUUUUAAAAUGAGUACAUUAUUGAAGUGUUGAAAGUAUUUGUGAAUCUUUUAGUUUUUUGUGGGUUAAAUAUAUGAUGAGGUGGCUCCAAUAUUAUUUGAUAGAGUUUUUUUAUUGCCUAGAUUUUCAGUGAGCUGAAUUCACAAUUAUUGGUUCAUUGAAAGUAUGUGUAUGAAUCAAAAGAUUCCUGUAACAAUGUCCCGGCAUGUACUAUCAGUAUGCAUUUUCUGUUUCAUUUGUGCAACACACUCGCCGUGCGCUUCUCAUGCUGCCACCAGACAAGAGAACAUAUUUCGCCACAAAAAUUACUAUGAUCCAAAGAAUAUACAAGCUAUCGAACAGCUUCAAAUUACAUCCCGAGAAAAACAAAAAUUUGACCAAGUAUCGAUCGGGACUGCUCACGAUGACAAGGCUAUCGAAUUGGGACAUCCUAGCAACAGGAAGGUGAAACGUAACAGCUAUAAUAGUGAUGUAAAUAGUGAAACAGAACAAGAUUAUAUUAGGAAAAUAUUCAUGAUGUAUGGUAAUGGGGAAGAAAUGACUUUGGAGGGAUUCACGAAAUUUUUAGCAGACAUGAAGUUGCAUGAGGUCGUUGUUAAGAGAAAUGACGAACAUGAUAUCGAGCACCAUAUUGAUGUACAUGUGGAAGAAAAUAGCAUG
This is a messenger RNA of Leptinotarsa decemlineata (Colorado potato beetle), 912 nucleotides long. It is a transcript of the gene foi, whose product is annotated as solute carrier family 39 fear-of-intimacy. Lineage: Eukaryota; Metazoa; Arthropoda; Insecta; Coleoptera; Chrysomelidae. Gene Ontology annotation, cellular component: plasma membrane. The record is from RefSeq and is a predicted model, not a curated record. Gene Ontology annotation, biological process: zinc ion import across plasma membrane; intracellular monoatomic cation homeostasis. Gene Ontology annotation, molecular function: monoatomic cation:bicarbonate symporter activity; zinc ion transmembrane transporter activity.